CACUUUUCUAGAAACUACGUGGCGUGAAAACAGAGCACCAGUUGUCUUCUACCUCUAUUAUUUCGACUUCUCGAUAAACCCGCUAUCAAAACAGAGUAAACACUCAGACGCCGGAGCCGACCACUGGUUUACUAUUCCUAUAAAUCUGUAAGUAUAUAUAUAUAUAUAUACGUUUUUUUUGUAUAUACAUACACUUUACAGUCACAUGCUUUCUCCUUUAAACGAACACGUCACUUCUAGCGAAAACAGUAGCAAAAAAACAGAGAAGAUCAAAGAGAACACCGUUCAUUGGUGAUUCGAUCAUUCAAAGUCGGAAGCUUUUUUUUAAGGAUUUGGAAGAGUUCAGAUCAUCUGAAUAUCCAUGUCAAACCCUAAGCUCACUAGGAUUCUGAGCACGAGAGAUCGCGUGCAGGACACUCUCUCCGCUCAUCGCAACGAGCUCGUCGCUCUUCUCUCCAGGUAUGUGGAUCAGGGAAAAGGGAUUCUUCAGCCACAUAACUUAAUCGACGAACUCGAAUCUAUAAUCGGAGACGAUGCAACGAAGAAAACUCUCGCUGAUGGUCCUUUCGGCGAAAUCCUUAAAUCCGCAAUGGAAGCGAUAGUGAUUCCACCAUUUGUUGCCUUAGCCGUUAGACCAAGACCUGGUGUUUGGGAAUACGUUCGUGUGAAUGUCUUUGAGCUAAGUGUUGAGCAACUAACAGUCUCUGAGUACCUUUGUUUCAAAGAAGAACUCGUUGAUGGACCUAGCAGUGACCCUUUUCGCCUCGAACUCGAUUUCGAGCCAUUCAACGCAAACGUGCCACGUCCUUCACGUUCGUCUUCGAUUGGUAAUGGAGUUCAGUUUCUCAAUCGUCACUUGUCUUCUGUAAUGUUCCGUAACAAAGAUUGCUUGGAGCCUCUGCUUGAUUUCCUUAGAGUUCACAGGUACAAGGGUCAUCCAUUGAUGUUGAAUGAUCGGAUUCAGAGCAUAUCUCGGCUUCAAAACCAGCUUAGUAAAGCAGAAGAUCACAUCUCUAAGCUCCCACAAGAAACUCCAUUCUUGGAAUUCGAAUACUCGCUUCAAGGAAUGGGUUUUGAGAAAGGAUGGGGAGAUACCGCAGGGAGAGUGCUCGAAAUGAUGUAUCUACUCUCUGAUAUCCUUCAAGCUCCUGAUCCUUCGUCCUUGGAGAAGUUUCUCGGGAUGGUACCGAUGGUUUUCAACGUUGUGAUCUUAUCUCCGCAUGGAUAUUUUGGGCAAGCUAAUGUCUUAGGCUUGCCUGACACUGGCGGACAAGUUGUUUAUAUUCUAGACCAAGUUCGAGCCCUUGAGACCGAAAUGCUGUUGAGGAUAAAGAGACAAGGGUUGGAUAUAACACCUAGGAUUCUUAUUGUAACAAGAUUGAUACCGGAUGCGAAAGGAACUACGUGCAACCAGCGGCUAGAGAGAGUCAGCGGAACAGAGCAUACUCACAUUCUGCGUGUUCCUUUUAGGUCUGAUAAAGGCAUCCUUCGUAAGUGGAUUUCAAGAUUCGACGUGUGGCCUUAUCUAGAGAACUAUGCUCAGGAUGCAGCGAGCGAGAUUAUUGGUGAAUUGCAAGGUGUGCCUGAUUUUAUAAUCGGCAACUACAGCGAUGGAAACCUUGUUGCAUCGUUAAUGGCACAUAAAAUGGGUGUUACACAGUGUACUAUUGCACAUGCUCUGGAGAAAACCAAGUAUCCAGACUCGGACAUCUACUGGAAAGAUUUCGACGAAAAGUAUCAUUUCUCUUGUCAGUUCACAGCUGAUCUAAUCGCAAUGAACAACGCAGAUUUUAUCAUCACAAGCACUUACCAAGAAAUCGCAGGAACGAAGAACACGGUCGGUCAAUAUGAGAGCCAUGGAGCUUUUACGCUCCCGGGACUAUACAGAGUAGUUCACGGCAUCGAUGUGUUUGAUCCCAAAUUCAACAUAGUCUCACCAGGCGCAGACAUGACCAUUUAUUUCCCCUUUUCUGAUGAAAGCAAGAGACUUACAUCUUUACAUGGUUCCAUUGAAGACAUGCUCUAUAGCCCUGACCAAACCGAUGAGCAUGUUGGUACAUUGAGCGAUAGGUCGAAACCACUACUCUUCUCUAUGGCGAGGCUCGACAAAGUGAAGAACAUCUCCGGUUUAGUCGAGAUAUACGGUAAGAACGCAAAGCUGAGGGAGCUGGUGAAUCUGGUUGUAAUAGCUGGUAACAUUGAUGUGAGCAAGUCCAAAGACAGAGAAGAAAUCUCAGAGAUUGAGAAGAUGCAUGACCUUAUGAAGAGUUACAAGCUUGAGGGACAGUUUCGAUGGAUAACUGCUCAGACAAACCGAGCUCGAAACGGUGAGCUUUACCGCUACAUCGCCGACACAAGAGGUGCCUUUGCUCAGCCUGCGUUCUACGAGGCGUACACAUGGAAGAUAUACUCUGAGAGACUAAUGACACUAGCUGGUGUAUAUGGUUUUUGGAAGUACGUGUCGAAAUUGGAGCGUCGUGAGACUCGACGAUACCUUGAGAUGUUCUACAUUCUCAAAUUCCGUGACUUGGUGGAAACCGUUCCUUUAACCGCCGAUGACUGACCCGGUUCGGCGUUGGAAGAUGUGUGUAAAAAAGAAUAAAAGAUGAAUAAAUGUGGUCUAUGUAGUGUGUAAGAAAAGAAGAGUACUUUUGUUGAGAUGGAGUUAUUACGGGUUUGUUUUUGUUUGUGUUCAUGGUACAUUGUGUGUUUUGUCAUGUGUGCGUGACUGACAAUGUUCAAUGUCACGUGAAGUUUGUAGUUUACAAUAAAAAAGUCUUUGAUAGAUUUUUCAUUUCACAUUCAUUAGUAUUAUAACUAGCUCGUCGAUUUCAACCGUUGCAAUGGAUUCUAAACCUAAAAAGCUAUACGAACAUUAUGGGUCUUCAUUUAAAAA
Thlaspi arvense is the source of this 2896-nucleotide messenger RNA. NCBI's taxonomy places the organism in Eukaryota, Viridiplantae, Streptophyta, Magnoliopsida, Brassicales, Brassicaceae. The record is from the annotation of a GenBank genome assembly.